GUUUUGAAACUUCAGCUUAUAAAACCAGUAGAGUCUGAAUGAAGCCUCCAGCUGCUGAUCAGGACCAGACGUUAAGAUCUGAAGAUGAGACGUGUCGUCGUUCUGUUGGCUGUGUUGUGUGUGUGUGAUGGUGUCAGGUUUGGUCAGCUCUGCAGUGGAAACCCGACCAACAGAAGGAGGACGUCAGACGGCUGGGGACAGGGUCACUACGGAGCCGGACGAGUGGACAGGCUACAUAAAGGUCUGGACAUCGUGUGUGAGGACGGAUCAGACGUCCUCGCUCCGUUUGACGUGACUCUACACGGAGGACUCCUCGUCUACAAUAACCCCAGCAAGGCCGCCAUUGACAGCGGCAUCAACUUGAGAGGACAGGGUCUGUGUUUCAAGCUGUUCUACGUGAGGCCGGACCGGACCUCUGGAUCAGUGAGGAAGGGAGACAGGAUCGGAACCAUGCUGCCCAUGCAGAGCGUUUACCGAGGAAUCACAUCACAUGUCCACGUCCAGAUGUGUGACAAGAGUGACCCCACACCCUACUUCUGAUCCUGAUCCACUGAGAACCUGAACCACUGAGGACCUGAUGGACUCAUGGAUGACUUCACUUCUCUGUGUUGACACUAAACCUUUCCUGUCGUGUUUCCUGUUGAUCACAACUGAUCAACUUUUAUAAACUAAUCAAAUAUUAAAUGAGUUCUGUGAAAUUAUCAAAUAAAGUUUUUACUGUCUGAAAA
This is a messenger RNA of Seriola dumerili (greater amberjack), 728 nucleotides long. RefSeq names its product leukocyte cell-derived chemotaxin-2-like. NCBI's taxonomy places the organism in Eukaryota, Metazoa, Chordata, Actinopteri, Carangiformes, Carangidae. The coding region runs from base 85 to 540 and encodes 151 amino acids. The transcript is spliced from 4 exons. The record is from RefSeq and is a predicted model, not a curated record.